ACUAGACAUCUUAGACCGCAACUUUCCCUUCACAUCUACCCUGGACGCUCGCACAGAAAAGCCCGAAACAACAUUUCCCCCACCAGCGUCAACAAACUCAAACCCAAACCUUACACCGACAAGAUUCCCAUCACAAAUUAUCGCCGAAAUGCCCUCCGUGGAACCUCCAACGCUGGCAACGCACCUCCUUACAGCGCUGCUUCCCCCGGAGCUCGCCGAUUCUAUCCAAAAGCACAUCCUGCACCCACGCUCGCCCGUCCAAAUCAUCGCGCGCAACGUCCUCGACCAAGCGCAGAGUCUUCUCGACACGGCCGCGCCUCUUCUUGAGCCUCUAUUUGAUCGCAUCAUGAUCUUGCUAGCAGAAAACCAAGGCCUCGUCGGUGUGAUUGCAUCGCUGGUAGUCCUUGCUACUGUUGUAAUAAUUCUCAAUUGGAUUCGUCGUCUGCUCAUGUGGUGGACGCGCAUGGCUAUGCGCAUCGCGACUUGGGCUCUUCUACUUGCUCUUGCAGCGUGGAUCUGGGAGCGUGGUGUCUUCGAGAGCGCAAGGGAUAUGGCUGUCAUGGGCGGCAAGAUCGUGGGAUACCUGGCUGCCAUCAAGGAUGUUUGGCUGCAGGAGUAUGAUCGCUACGAGGCGCAACAGGGCAUGGCUGGGACCAGAGGCACGACUUCCGGACGACGAUCGAGAUAAGUAACGUCCAUACAGAAAAAAUAUAUGCGGACGGCGAAUAUACAGCAAUGGCUGUUUUGCAUACGACCCGACACGUUUUGAAUACCACCAGAAGACAGAACAUCAAGGAAAUCCCCCCCCCCCCCAAAGAAAAAAGAAGAAAAAAAGAAGAAAAAAACAACAGAGCACGGGUAUACCAUGACCAUACAGCAUAAGUCAUCCAUCAGCAUAAUUCUUAUGAUUUAUCACGAAAGAGGUGGAAGAGGGCAGGUUAGGAAAAAGAGCGGGACUGUGACACAUCACGUCCAAGCUCAAUUCUAUCUCAGACUAUGAGAAGCAAUCAGUAACGCCGGCGCUAUGCAAUACUACUAUCAAGAUACCACAUAUUUCCCUUUUCCCAGGUUAUUCAUUUGCCAUUACAUCCACACUAGUCGUCAUGAUCCUCAUAUUCCUCAUCAUGGGGCUCUUUGGGAUCCUGAGCUUCGUGGAAUUGUAUGCAGUCAUCAAUGUAGCUCAGAAUAGCACCGACGCUGUCCUCGUUGGUCACGUCUAGCCUGAGAUAAUUGAUCAUACUGAAGCUCUCGAUCAAGCCAGCCACAGCUCGGUUCAGUCGUCGGAAACUAGCACCUUUCAUUACUUGUUCCUUCUCGUCAGGUGCCUUUGACUCGUCAUCUUCGGCUUCAGGACCCUCUGUAACACGACGCGCACGCUCGAUAGGGUCAUCGUCAAGCAGACCUACGUCAGGUGUAAGGAAGCGCUUGAGAUCCUUCUUCUUCACUUGGCCCUUAACGAGGUCCAUCUUGGACAGGAUGUUGAUGUGUGGCACCUCGAGCAUGAGCAUGGCACUCAUGGCACUAAGGGUGCCAGAGAAAAACUUUGCUCGAUCGACGACGAAUGUCGCUUCCAGGAGAUAGACAGCGGCCAUGCGGAUGUCAAGAGAGCCCGGCUGGGACAGAAAUUUGACUAGAGCCGGUAGAAUAGGGACAUGUGUGUAUAGUUCGAUCUGACCGGGCAUGUCGAAGAUAAUGAGGUAUUCUUCGGUCAGACUGUCGAGAGCUUCGGUCAACCAGUCGAGGUUCUCCAUAAGGAACUCAAAACAAUAUAUCAGGCCACCAUUAGGUCCGAGGCCAACUUCCUCCAUAGCAUCUUUGAGGGAAAUAAGUUCUUUGAUGUCAAGAUCUGGUUCAUGUUCAAAUGAUUCGGCGGCAGGAUCGAGGUUAAUGUAGAAGGCAGAACGGCGAUUAAGAUUAAGAUGGGUGAUGAGGGCGGCGCAGAAAGUUGACUAGAUGCGACAAAAUGCAAAGUUAGUUGGGGCGCAUUGAUGAAUGUUGGGAACAAAAAGACCAGCACGCGAUCCAGUGACAGCAUGAUGAGAACGAUGAUGCAACAAUAGACAGUAUUGGAGAACAGAAGCAAAAGCAAAGGUCAAUUUCACGUACCUUGCCCGCGCCCGCAGGGCCCAUGAUCAUGGCACCGA
Fusarium verticillioides 7600 is the source of this 2144-nucleotide messenger RNA. RefSeq lists its product as hypothetical. Bases 149 to 688 code for a protein of 179 amino acids. The record is from RefSeq and is a predicted model, not a curated record. The transcript has a single exon. NCBI's taxonomy places the organism in Eukaryota, Fungi, Ascomycota, Sordariomycetes, Hypocreales, Nectriaceae.